AUGCCGGAGGAGGAGAGCCUGUUCAGAUCAGCGACCAUGUCGCUGAUCCAGCUCUACGUUCCCACCGAAACCGCUCACGCUACCGUGCAGGAGCUCGGUGAGCUGGGCAACGUCAUGUUCAAGGAUCUCAACCCGGACGUAUCUCCAUUCCAACGCUCUUUCGUCACCGACAUUCGACGACUCGAUGAGAUGGAGAGGCGCAUUCGCUUCCUCUACGCUCAGAUGGAGAAGGAAGGCGUCCCAGUCCGUCCUCUCGAAAGCGCCCUUCCUUUCAUCAGCCUCGGUUCGGGUCCUGACGGUCGUCGUGGCGCUCAGCUCAUGGACGAGCUCCAAGUCAAGCUGCGCGAGCACGAGGAGCGUCUUGGCCAGAUGAACGGCUCCUACGAAACACUUCAGAAACGCUUGCAAGAGCUCGAGGAGGCCAAGCACGUCCUCCGAGAGACCGCCGUCUUCUUCGACCAGGCAGAAGGACGCCAGGACAACCGCGCUUCUCUCGACGACGACCAUGCUCCUCUUCUGGACGACAUGGAGUCCGGUGCUUACCACACCACUCGCGGCGGCGAAGACAGCGGCUACGGAACAUUCGACCUCGAGUUCGUCGCCGGCACCAUCGACCGCAGUAAAAUGGCCAUCUUUGAGCGCAUCCUCUGGCGAGUUCUCCGUGGAAACCUGUACAUGAACUAUGCCGAGAUCGACGAGGCCUUCGACGACCCGACCAAGGAAGAGCCCGUCCGCAAGAACGUGUUCAUCAUCUUUGCUCACGGCUCCGAGCUCCUUGCCAAGAUUCGAAAGAUCAGCGAGAGCAUGGGUGGCACCCUCUACCCCAUCGACAGCAACGCCGACCGCCGCGAGGAGAGCCUCCGGGAGGUCCUCAGCCGUAUCGAGGAUCUCAACAACGUCCUCUACUCCACCAGCGCCACCCGACGCACCGAGCUCGUCAAGAUCGCCGAAGUGCUCAGCGCGUGGGAGGAUGUCGUGCGCAAGGAGAAGCUCAUCUACUCGACGCUCAACAUGUUCCUCUUUGACAGCCGUCGCAAGACGCUCGUCGCCGAAGGAUGGUGCCCUACCAGCGAUCUCGGUCAGAUCCAGCUGGCCCUUCGUCGCGCCAACGAGAACGCCGGCACCAGCGCCCCCGCUGUGCUGCAGGAGCUUCGCACCAACAAGAUGCCCCCCACCUUCCAGCGAUCCAACAAGUACACCGAGGCAAUCCAGUCCGUCGGUGACAGCUACGGUAUCGCCAAAUACAAGGAGGUCAACCCGGGUCUCUUCAACUUGAUCCUCCUUCCCUUCCUCUUUGCCGUCAUGUUCGGAGACGUCUUCCACGCCUUCCUCAUGACGCUGGCUGCCACCACCAUGUGCGUGUUCGAACGCAAGCUCGCCAAGGUCGACAACGAGAUCUUCACCAUGUUCUUUUACGGUCGCUACAUGAUGCUGCUCAUGGGUGUCUUUUCCAUGUUCACCGGUUUCCUCUACAACGAUAUCGGAAGCAAGAGCAUGCAUCUCUUCCACACGGGUUGGGAUUGGCCGCACAAAGAGGGCACCAUCGAGGCGGUCCCGAACGGCAACGUCUACGCCAUCGGUAUCGAUCCCACCUGGCACGGUGCCGACAACGCGCUCGUCUUCACCAACUCGCUCAAGAUGAAGAUGUCCGUCAUCCUCGGUGUCUUCCACAUGACGCUCGCCAUUCUCCUCAACGUGCCCAACUUCCUCCGCUUUGGUCAAAAGUGGAAGAUCUGGUCCGAGAUUGUGCCGCAGAUGCUCUUCAUGCAGUCGCUGUUCGGCUACCUCGUCUUCGCCAUCGUCUACAAGUGGUCCAUCGACUGGUAUGAGACGGAUGCCAAUGGCACCGUCUUCCGUAACAACCCGCCUGGCUUGCUCAACAUGCUCAUCUACAUGUUUCUCAAGCCCGGCUCCGUCGACCCCAAGACCGAGCUCUACCCGGGUCAGGCCAUGGUCCAGACGGUGCUGCUUGGCAUCGCAUUCAUCUGUGUCCCUUGGAUGCUCGUCGUCACUCCGUACAUCGAGUGGAAGGAGCACCAGAAGACCAAGGGGCAGGGCUACCGCGCCAUUGGUGGUCGCGGCGAUGGCUCGCGAGGUCUUUCGCUCGGUGACGAGGACGAUGACAACGAGGAGGAGGACGACGACAACGAGACCAACCGUCUCGCACGCACCCAGCGCGACAACGGUCACGGCAAUGGCGGCGGCCACGGCGAUGGCGAGAUGGAGGAGGAGCACGAGUUCAACAUCGGCGAGGUCGUGAUUCACCAGGUCAUCCACACCAUCGAGUUCUGCCUUGGAUGCAUCUCCAACACGGCCUCAUACCUGCGUCUCUGGGCUCUGUCGCUGGCCCACGCCCAGCUCUCCGAGGUGCUGUGGACCAUGACCAUCCAGAACGCCUUUGGCAAGACGGGGGUUGUCGGUGCCAUCAUCACGGUCUUCGCCUUUGGCCUGUGGUUCUGCCUGUCCAUUGCCAUUCUGUGCUGUAUGGAGGGUCUCAGUUCGCUGUUGCACGCCAUUCGUCUCGCCUGGGUCGAAUUCGGAAGCAAGUUCUACCAGGCCGGUGGUUACCAGUUCGAGCCGCUCAAAUUCUGA
Molecule: messenger RNA, 2592 nt
Organism: Kalmanozyma brasiliensis GHG001
Lineage: Eukaryota; Fungi; Basidiomycota; Ustilaginomycetes; Ustilaginales
Product: ATPase
Exons: 1
Coding region: 1-2592 (863 amino acids)
Biological process (GO): vacuolar acidification; proton transmembrane transport
Cellular component (GO): vacuolar proton-transporting V-type ATPase complex; vacuolar proton-transporting V-type ATPase, V0 domain; fungal-type vacuole membrane
Molecular function (GO): ATPase binding; proton-transporting ATPase activity, rotational mechanism
Source: RefSeq, a predicted model, not a curated record